This is a messenger RNA of Fomitopsis serialis, 428 nucleotides long. RefSeq lists its product as uncharacterized. NCBI's taxonomy places the organism in Eukaryota, Fungi, Basidiomycota, Agaricomycetes, Polyporales, Fomitopsidaceae. Bases 69 to 299 code for a protein of 76 amino acids. The record is from RefSeq and is a predicted model, not a curated record. The transcript is spliced from 3 exons.
GUCCUGGACCACAUCCUCGUCCGGGCAGAACACUCUCGCGAGCCUCUGGAUUCUGCAUCGUUCUCAACAUGCCCAACGAUUACAGCUACACCGGCAGCGGCACGAACAGCCAGGGCAACCAUUACUGCAGCCGUGACUACGGCAAUGGGAACACUGGAUAUCAUUACUCGAACCAAGACGGGGGCUACUACUACAAGAACCCCAACGGAUCUACGUACUACGACAACGGGAAAGGGGAUUCCAAGUACACCUCGCCCAGCGGCGAAGUCACGCACAAGUCGUCCGGCAACUCCAAGUGAUUCCUAGCGGUGACGCGUGGUUCGCCGUGGUAGUGUUUUUGUUGGGUGAAGCUUUGAAGUCGGAGCAUUUGAUCAGCGAGUGUCGUCAUUGUAUGGUUGUCGUUCAAUCGAGUUCAUUGGCUAUCGAAA